AUGAACAAAGAUUCUUUUUUAUUAAUACUAAGAGAUAUAUUUUGGAAGGCGGUGAGGAUAUUGAUAGAGAUAAAUACUGAUAUUGAUACAUUUGAAAUUACCAAAUUCGACUACAGAAGAAUAUUCCAUAAGUGCCCAGAUCAAAAUGUGAGCUAUAGAGAAAUUUUGCAUAAAAUGCUCGAAAUUGAGAAUGAAUUGGACUUAGAUAUGGAUCAUGUAAGGUCAUAUUCUAAAGAUCAUCCAAAUGAAUGGAAAGAAUUAUUCAUCUUCUUUUGUGUUAUGCCGUUUACCAAAUAUGAAUUUCAAGGAUCUGAUGGGAACUUGCUAGACCCUGAUACCCUACGUAAGACUGGUCUGAGCUAG
This is a messenger RNA of Debaryomyces hansenii CBS767, 363 nucleotides long. RefSeq names its product DEHA2D00462p. The record is from RefSeq and is a predicted model, not a curated record. The coding region runs from base 1 to 363 and encodes 120 amino acids. NCBI's taxonomy places the organism in Eukaryota, Fungi, Ascomycota, Pichiomycetes, Serinales, Debaryomycetaceae. The transcript has a single exon.